CUUCACUACACAGGCACAACUUCCAUAGUCCCAGGACCCAGAUCAUCCCAGACAGACGAAGGUUGAACUGGCCGUCCUGUCCGAGGCAAAGAUGGAGCGCUCCUCCACCAAAACUCAUCUCGUCUGCAUGGCUCUCCCCUUGCAAGGCCACAUCAACUCCAUGCUCAACCUGGCCAAAGUCCUCCACUUCAAGGGCUUCUUCAUAACCUUCGUCAACACCGACUACGCCCACCGCCAACUUCUCGGAUCACUCUCCGCUCUCGACGACCUCCCUGACUUCCGCUUCGCCAGCAUCUCCGACGCCCCCGACGAUAGCGACCAAUUAUACAGACAAGACGCUAGAAAUCGCGUUCUCGCCGCCCAAAAGAACUGCCCUGCUUCUUUCCUCAGGCUCAUAUCCGCGCUGAACGAUCCGAGCAUAUCCGGCGUCCCACCCGUUAGAUGCGUCAUCUCAGAUUCCUUCGCCACCUUCACCCUCAACGCCACCACCGAAUUGGGGAUCCCUAACGUGUUCUACUGCACAGUCGCCGUGUGUGGCUUCACGGACUUGUACUACUCCAAGGACUUGAUCGAGAGGGGCCUCGUCCCUUUGAAAAGUGAAGACGAUCUUACAAAUGGGUACCUGGACACUCUCAUUGAUUGGAUACCAGGAAUGGUAACAGUCCGGCUGAGAGAUUUGACUAGUUUCAUUCGAACCACCGACCGAGACGACGCAUCGCUCAACUUUUCCAUGGACGGAGCGCGUGCAUCUCACCGAGCCACGGCAAUCAUCUUCAACACUUUUUCUGAAUUAGAAUCGCCAUUGCUCAGCGCGUGUUCAUCGAUGCUGCCGGCGCCGGUGUUCGAUAUCGGUCCCAUGUGCCUGCUUUCCCAGCACAUUCCCGAUGAUUCAUCGACCUCAUCGAUCGGUGGACUGAACAUGCGGAGAGAGGACUCGCGAUGCAUGGAAUGGCUAGACGAAAAGGAGUCAGGGUCCGUGUUGUACGUCAACUUUGGUAGCUUGACAAGCUUGACGAGCGAGCAGGCCGUGGAGUUCGGGUGGGGUUUGGCCAACAGUGGAUGCGCGUUUCUUUGGGUCAUUAGACCGGACCGAGGGAAGGAGCUUCUUCACGAGCUGGUGCCCACAACGGAGGGUGUUGGCUCAUGCUGCAAUUGGAGGUUUCUUGACGCACUGCGGAUGGAAUUCUACGACGGAAAGCAUAUGCUCAGGGGUUCCCAUGAUCUGUUGGCCUUUCUUUGCCGAUCAGCAAAUUAAUCGUAGGUACAUAUGCUCUGUAUGGGGCAUUGGAAUGGAAAUUGGUGAAGAUGUAACGAGGGAGGAGGUGGAAGGGUUGAUCAAGGAGCUGAUGGAAGGGCGGAAGGGGAAGGAAAUGAAGAGGAAAGCGGUGGAGUGGAAAGAAAAAGCAGUUGAGGCAGCCAAACCUGGUGGAGGAUCUUGGAGAAAUUUGGAAAAGCUUAUCCGGGAGAUAAUAAUGGAGGAGUGAUGUUAAAUGGAAAAUUAAACUUAUUUUUCUAUGUUGAAUAAUUAAACAAGUUACUUUUCUAUUAGCUUUA
Molecule: messenger RNA, 1554 nt
Organism: Zingiber officinale
Lineage: Eukaryota; Viridiplantae; Streptophyta; Magnoliopsida; Zingiberales; Zingiberaceae
Product: 7-deoxyloganetin glucosyltransferase-like
Exons: 2
Coding region: 92-1255 (387 amino acids)
Molecular function (GO): UDP-glycosyltransferase activity
Source: RefSeq, a predicted model, not a curated record